This is a messenger RNA of Xenia sp. Carnegie-2017, 2596 nucleotides long. RefSeq names its product poly [ADP-ribose] polymerase tankyrase-2-like. The coding region runs from base 206 to 2410 and encodes 734 amino acids. Gene Ontology annotation, molecular function: protein binding. The record is from RefSeq and is a predicted model, not a curated record. NCBI's taxonomy places the organism in Eukaryota, Metazoa, Cnidaria, Anthozoa, Malacalcyonacea, Xeniidae. Gene Ontology annotation, biological process: regulation of apoptotic process. The transcript is spliced from 13 exons. Gene Ontology annotation, cellular component: nucleus.
GAAAUGAUGCUUUGAUUUAUUAAAUUGAUUUAAAGUUGUCCAAUUCAAAUAAUAAAUUUUUGCGCUCUUACAACAUUAAAUGUGGUCAUGAGAAUUGAAAUGUCGGACUCACGAUAUUUGCGCCAAGAUUGAAACGGACUACGAUACUUGUUGCACAUUAUUUCGUCAAAUAAAGAAAAUCACGUAAGGACUACUGGACUAAGGUAUGGGUGACAUUCCUCAACCAGAUCCUCCAGUGGUAGGUAAAGUGACCCAUAAUAGCAUUGAGCUAUAUUGGGAUGAAAAAAAUGAUGAAAAACCCAUGCACGGAAAGACACAUUAUUGCGUUCAAGAAGAGGAAGUGAAUAUGAGAAGCACUGGUUUUGGAAAUGUUUAUAGUGGUUAUGCCAAGAAACAUGUUUUUGAAGGUCUAGAGCCUCAGACACGGUACAGGUAUCGACUCAGAAAAAGUGAUAAUUAUGGUGAAAGUGCUUGGAGUGUGAUUAUCACAGUCAGAACCACAAAAAAACCUAAAACCAGUGAGGACCUUGUCAAAGCUGUGAAUCACAAAGACUUAGAAAGAGUACAUGCUAUCCUACAAGAACUUAAUCAAAGUGUGGUGGACUCGCCAGAUAAAUUUGGAUUAUCUCCACUGAUGAUUGCAGCACAACAAGGCUCCAUUGAAAUCAUAAAGAAACUAAUCAACUAUGGUGCUGACGUCAGAUUUCAGAACUCCAGUGGCAAAGAUUCAUUGAUGCUGGCAUGUUUCACAGGACAACUUGACGUAGUAAAGAUGCUUGUUAAACAUGGUGCCUCUUGGGAAACUCAAGAUUAUACUGGAUCAACCUGCUUACAUUGGGCAGUUGAUGGUGGUAACAUCGAGGUUGUACGAUGGCUGUUGAAUAAAGGAUGUGCUGUUGAUGUUAAAGAUUAUACAUCAGGAUGGACUCCACUUAUGAGACUGGCGAUGGUGGGUGGAAACAUCCAUAUUGCUCGCUUGCUAAUACGACACGGUGCCAACAUAUCAAGUAUAGACAAGGACGGCAAAUCCGUUCUUAUGAUGGCAGCGUUGAAUGGUCAACUCGAGUUGGUUAAGUUAGUCAUCUACAAAGGGGCUGAUCACACAUUAGCAACGGUGCACGGUAAAACAGCUUUAGAUUUUGCCAAAGCUUUCGACAGAGUAGAAGUUGUAGAAUAUUUGGAUAAACUCUGGCAUGCUUAUAAAGAAAGAGAACGCAAGAAGCAAAUCGAUAGUUGGCAAGAAAAUGAAAAGUAUGCAGAAACUGUGAACUUAUUGAAAGCAGCUCGCAGUAUUGCAAGUGCUGUUGAUGUUACGGAUCGUUCAUGGUGCAUCAAAAUGACUUCCAACAUUUCGAUGCCAUCAAAAAUAUUCAAUGCAGAAAAUAUAGACAGUGAUAAAAUAUCUUUACGAUAUCUUGGAGAAAUGGUCAACUGUAACAUGAGAAUUAACAGCAUAGGAGCAAUGGAAAGUGUUCCUUUCAAUGUGUUGAUACCAACAGUCAUAUCUUUGAUCGAAGAUAUGUAUCGACUCAGAAAAAGUGAUAAUUAUGGUGAAAGUGCUUGGAGUGUGAUUAUCACAGUCAGAACCACAAAAAAACCUAAAACCAGUGAAGACUUUGUCAAAGCUGUGAAUCACAAAGACUUAGAAAGAGUACAUGCUAUCCUACAAGAACUUAAUCAAAGUGUGGUGGACUCGCCAGAUAAAUUUGGAUUAUCUCCACUGAUGAUUGCAGCAAAACAAGGCUCCAUCGAAAUCAUGAAGAAACUAAUCAACUAUGAUGCUGACGUCAGAUUUCAGAACUCCAGUGGCAAAGAUUCAUUGAUGCUGGCAUGUUUCACAGGACAACUUGACGUAGUAAAGAUGCUUGUAGCACAUGGUGCCUCUUGGGAAACUCAAGAUUAUACUGGAUCAACCUGCUUACGUUGGGCAGUUGAUGUUGGUAACAUCGAGGUUGUACGAUGGCUGUUGAAUAAAGGAUGUGCUGUUGAUGUUAAAGAUUAUACAUCAGGAUGGACUGCACUUAUGAGACUGGCGAUGGUGGGUGGAAACAUCCAUAUUGCUCGCUUGCUAAUACGACACGGUGCUAACAUAUCAAGUAUAGACAAGGACGGCAAAUCCGUUCUUAUGAUGGCAGCGUUGAAUGGUCAACUUGAGUUGGUUAAGUUAGUCAUCUACAAAGGGGCUGAUCACACAUUAGCAACGGUGCACGGUAAAACAGCUUUAGAUUUUGCCAAAGCUUUCGACAGAGUAGAAGUUGUAGAAUAUUUGGAUAAACUCUGGCAUGCUUAUAAAGAGAGAGAACGCAAGAAGCAAAACGAUAGUUGGCAAGAAAAUGAAAAGUAUGCAGAAACUGUGAACUUAUUGAAAGCAGCUCGCAGUAUUGCAAGUGCUGUUGAUGUUACGGAGUAAUUUGUUAUGAACAAAAAGGUUUAAUUCGCUACAUGUUACAUUUUCAAGGCUUUAAAAUAGUUAGGCAUGAAUUUUUAUGUCAACAAGAUUUUCUAAUGGCUUAUGCAAAAAUUAAAAUGUGUAUAUACAUUAAUAGUGUUUAUCGUGAUUGUAAUGUGUAAUCAGUAAAGUUUUCAUGUCUUCCAA